CUUUUCCUUCUUUUCACGUCUGUUCAUAACUUGUAAAUAAUGAAUGGUUUAGAACAAAACAGCUUCAAGGGCUCUCAAACAACUUUAUGUCCUAAGCAAAUGUAUCAUGGUAGCCCAAACCCUUACGGUUUUAGUAAGCUCAAUCUUAUAACUUAGACAAUUUCAAACUGUUACUGUAGAAGAAAAUAGUCAGCCAGCAUACCAUGAAUCAGAUCAAGAAACAUUAAAUAACAAUGAUGACCAGGAAGGCGAACUAAAUCCUUGGUUGAUCGUUGUAGGCACUUUUCUUGUCUUGGUUGUUGGUUUAGGCUCUCUUCAAUCAUGGGGUGAAUUUCUCUCUUUUCUUUUUUCUGGAUAGUAUAGCCUAAUAAUUUUAUAGGUGUCAUGCAAAAUUACUUUGAGCAAUAUGACGGCUUUCAAGGCAUAAACAACUUGUCUCUUCAGCUCAGUUUUGUUGCAACUAUCUGUAACAUCAUCAUUAAUUUAUUGGGCUUAUUGGGACAAAUACUUUUAUCUUUAUUUCAAACAAGAACUGUCUUAUUCAUGUCAAUUGUGACAUGUAGCCUCGGACUCUUAUUGGCUAGUUUCAGUACACAGAUCUGGCAUUUGUAUCUUACACAGGGUGUUGUUUACGGCAUUGGUUCCUCCAUUAUGUUUUAUAUUGCGCUUUCUGUAGUUCCUCAAUGGUUUACAAAGCAUAAGGGUGUCGCUUUAGGCAUUAUAUCCAGCGGCAUAAGUAUCGGCGGACUGGUCAUGCCGUUAAUUAUAGAGCCCCUAAAUACAAAUUUAGGUGUAGCCUGGUGUUAUAGAAUCAUGAGUCUCAUAUGUCUUGUUGUUGGUGUAAUUUCAUGUCUAUUUUUCAAAACCAAGAAGCAAUCAAAAGGGGAGACUGAAAAAAAUACCGAGAAAACCAAGAUUGACUUUAAAGAAAUGUUUGAUUUCAGUGUGGCAAAAGAUUGGCGGUUUUUACUUUGGGUGUUUAUUGAUAUCCUACUAGAAUGUGGCUAUAAUGUACCAUAUUAUUUCCUUCCAUCAUAUGCCACUUAUUUAGGUUUGACGUCUUCACAAGGAGCCCUCAUCUUAUCAGUUGGAUCUGGAAUGAAUGCUGUUGGAAGAAUUGCUUCAGGAUUAAUAGCAGACGUGUUUGGUCAUGUCAAUGUUAUCAUUAUCUAUUCUAUCAUAUCUGGUCUUACCUGCUUACUUCUCUGGACAUACGCUUCUACUUUUGGUACAUUAAUGGCAUUCUCAAUAGUAUUUGGAUUCUUUGGAGGGGCAUUUAUUACACUGACACCAACAAUCACGCUUUUGGUAACAGGAUACGAGAAAUUCGAGACUGGACUUUCUGUGUUUCUGAUCUUGACUGUAAUUUCCAUGUUUGGUCCCAAUCUCGCAGGAGUCAUAGAAGUAGCGGUUCAUGCACCAAAAGAAUUUGAUAGUUACAAGUAUUUUACCGGCACAUGUUAUUUAGCUGGUGCAGUAUUGUUGAUUGCAUUUAAGCUUUCUUUAAACCGAAACUUUUUCACUAAAAUUUAAGACUUUUGUCAUUCAUUUAAAGUCACACAAUAAGGAUAUUCUUUUCCUUGUGGGAGAAAGGCCUUCACAUGUGAAAAAAUCGAGUUACAC
This is a messenger RNA of Gilbertella persicaria, 1623 nucleotides long. RefSeq names its product major facilitator superfamily domain-containing protein. NCBI's taxonomy places the organism in Eukaryota, Fungi, Mucoromycota, Mucoromycetes, Mucorales, Choanephoraceae. The transcript has 7 exons. Gene Ontology annotation, cellular component: fungal-type vacuole membrane. Gene Ontology annotation, molecular function: transmembrane transporter activity. Gene Ontology annotation, biological process: transmembrane transport. The coding region runs from base 385 to 1533 and encodes 382 amino acids. The record is from RefSeq and is a predicted model, not a curated record.